ACCACCAUGUGCUCUUCCUUCAUUAAACAGUUUAUUAGUGUGUCUGAACCUGCAGAUCUCGAGUUACUGCUCUUCUGCAGUUCUGUCUCCAACCGGUGGGUCUUGCUUUGGCCCCCAGGGCAUUGAGGUAGAGGACAGAAAGGGUACUUGUGCUCAGCAACCAUUGCCCAGGCAAGCAGUGUAGUAGACAAAGAGACCAGAAACCACUCUUCACUUGGUUCUUCUGCUGAAGCCUUUAAUGCUUCCAACAAGAGCAGAGCCCAGAGCUGUGGGCUGAAAUACUUGUCCUUGGAGAUGUCCACAAACGUUCUCCCCACCGUGACCUGCCAUUUGUGCCUCUUUGGCCGGAUCCUGUGGAGCUCCUUUGGUGCUGUGUCACUAUGGGGUGGGUUUGCUGGGCUGGGGGAGCCCCUGUGGCACGUGUCACUCCUGUGGCACCGUGUCACAGGGCCCUUUGUGACCCGCCGUGAUAAGGGUGCUGGUGGCACAGCAACCACCUCACUGUGCCCGGAGGACACGACGGGACAGGACAGGAGCGAGAGGAGCUGCCAGGAGCCCCUGUGCAGACGCCUUGUGCCCUGUUGAUCCGUGUCUGCUGUCUACAGCGCUUUUCCUACACGUCUCCCAUCCCUGCAGCAGGAGCCCUUGAGGCCAGACAGCAGCGGGAUGACGUGGAGACCCCCAUUCACACCCAGGGUGGUCUGGCUGAAUGACGAUAGUGAGGAUGAGGACGAGGAGGAGAAGGAGGUUGAGGCUGCCCCAGCAUCGCAGCAUGAGGAGGUGCAGGAGCACCAGCUGCUGCAGGCAGGUCAGUGGUGGGCUGGGCCGCAGGGCGAGUGGCUGCAGCCGGCUGGGACCAUCCCCGUGGGCAUCCCCAAGGAAAGAGGGGACGAGGGGACAGGGCUGUUCCCCACGCUGGGCUCUGGCCAUGCUCCAUCCACGGGCACUCCCAGCCCCAUCCUGCGGCCAGGGAGACGGGGGUCAGUGUCCCCACCAGCCCCUGUCACGGGGCUCGGCUGUGUUCUCCAGCCUCUCCCGCAGCCCCUCAGCUCUGCCCACGCUUGGUCUUUGCCAGAUCCCAGCUGGGAGCUGCCAGAAGAGGAGCAGAAGCAGGAAGACACCCAUGUCCUGCACAACCCCAGAGCAAAGCUGUUUUGGGAAACUGUCCACCCCAAAGACUGUGAAGGCUCCACUGUCGAGCUCGCUGAGGCCAUGACAGAAGGACAAUCCUACGACGCGGAGGCUGGUGCUGCUCUGCUGGAUAUGCUUGUGGAAAGCGAGGUCUCCACUUUGAAGCAGGUGCCCAGGAUUGUGCGGUGCAUCCACCGGUGGUUCAUGACCAACACGGACGAGUCAGUUGAGCACAGCCUGGACAACACCCUUGUGGAGCUCACCGACGCGCACCCCCAUGAUGUGGUGGUGGCCCUGCUGCGCUGUGCCCCAUCGUGCGACCGAGCCGCUGCAGCCAUGUGGAGGAUGAUGGUCACCACCAGCAUGACCACAAAGAAGGUGUUCCGGGAGCUGCUCUGCGUGCUGGAGGACUGGCCGCUGCACAGCACGUCCACCUGUGACGGGGACCAACAGGACGUCCUUGCCCUGGCUGCAACCAGGGCUCUGUGGGAGAUACUUCAAAUGCCCAGGUGCCCAAGAGGGCUGAAGGUGUAUUUCCCUCGCCUCCUCCUGGCUCUGCUCUUCCAAGUUGUGUACAGCACAGAGCAGAUGCCAGACGAGGUGGAUACUUUCUGGAGGGAAUGCCAGGAGGAAGGCGGCCUUCCCACCAGCCCCAGCAGGUUUAUAGUGCUGACUGUGAAAGCACUGCUCUGCCGUCUGGGCUACAGGCUUGUAGCCUUUGAAGUGGAACGUAAGCGUGGCUGGGACACGCUCCUCCACGCUGAGACCCACCACUGCGCAAUGGGGCUGCUGGCCAGAGAGAUCCGUGUUGUCUCAAGACACCUCAAUGCCUCUGUGGCGUCCUACCUGGUCGAGCUGCUCAGCAGGAAUGAGCCCCGCUGUGAGCUCCCUGCCAUGGCGUUCCUUGUGGAGAUCCUGGCCUCCCCUGGCCCAAAUGUAAGAGCUGAGAGCUUCCUGCAGCUUGUCCCAAGAUACCUGCAGAGCAACUGCAGCAUGACGCGUUCCCUGCUGCUCAAAGGCCUCAACGUGAUCUGCGACACACCGUGGAUGGUCCCAAAAAUGCGGUUCCUGGUGCAAAGACUCACGGAUCUACUGCAAGACGCAGAUAUGGAUAUGGUCAGGAUGACCCUGUCUGUGCUCAGGAAGGUGGUCCGUGACCCGAGCGUCCCAAUUUCCACCCCCAUCGCUCUGCAGCUGGCUGAGAGGCUCCAGCCACUCUUUGACAACGAGUCCUGGUAUGUGCGACAGCUCUCCGUCAGCAUCUUUAAAAAGGUGAUAGAGCGUGUAGCAAAUGAUGGAAAAAAGCUGCUGAAGACGCUUGUGCACCAGAGCCUGCUCCCCCUGAUCUUCCACGUGUUUGAUGAGAACAAGGCCGUGGCAGCGACCUGUAGGGAUACCCUGCUGCAAGCUACCGCUUUCCUGAAGAAGGAGAAGCUCAGGCAGGUGGUGUUAAGGGAUCAGCAGACAGAGGCGAUCGGCGAGUGCCUGGUAAGGAUGGCCGUGAAGCCCCAGCCCCAGCCUGGUCAAGCCCCCCGAGCCCAGUGUGUGGGGCUGGCAGCUGUGCCCCUGCCCACUGCUGCAGCCCAUCGCCGCCAGCCUGCAGCCCACACACGCUCCCGUACCUCGGGUGUGCGGCCCCACGGGCUCUUCUCCAAGCUCCUCUCCCUGCCCGAGCCCAGGGCUGCUGACGGAGCCCCGGCCCAGCUGCGGGUUGGGGACAGGAUGGCACUGCAGCUCCUCGGGGAGCAGCCAGCCCUCUUGCUCCCUCCAGACCCGGCACCAGCCGGCUGCUGGCUGGGUGUUGUGGGUGUCCUGGCAGGGGAGGCCAGUCCUGGGCACAGGGACCACCCGGCCAGGGGCAGAGUCUGCACCAGCCCUUGUCUCCAUCCCCUGUCGCUCUCUCCAGCUGGUAGAGUGCCGCAGCAGAGCAGCAGAGUACCUGGGUCAGUCAUUGACGUACGUGCAGAGCCCACAGGACUCCAUACGAGAGGCAGCCAUCGCUUUCCUUGGGGUCCUUGGGCAGCACAUGAGGGCUCAGCCGGAGAAGUUCCAGCUCGUCUACGACGCCGUUCAACACGCAACAAAGGACAGCAGCCCCUACGUCCAACGCCAGGCACUUCACACUCUGCCCCUGCUCAGAGCUGCAGCGGCAAAUGGCUCCUCCAGAUCCAGGCUGCAGGAACUGCAGAGCCAACUCCGCCAGGCGUGGAGGAGGCGGCGGCCUUCUCUCUGGGGCAAUGGCUGGCUGUGCUGCUGGGGCUCCGCGCAGGACUGAUCCCAGCACCGCCAUGUGCUCUUCCCUGAAUAAACAGUUUAUUGAGUGUCUGAACCUGCAGAUCUCGAGUUACUGCUCUUCUGCCCUUCUGUCUCCAACCAGUGGGUCUUGCUUUGGCAUGGGAGAAGAAGAGAAAAAGGGUUCUUGUGCUCAGCAACAACAGUUGCCCAGGCAUGCAGCGUGGUAGGAAAAGUGACCAGAAAGCCCUUUGCCCCUUGCUUCAUCUGCUGAAGCCUCUAAUGCUUCCGACAAAGCCCUUGCGCAGAGCCCGGAGUUGUGGGGAUCCCUGAAAAACUCGUCCUGGGAGAUGUCCGCAAAUACUCUUCCAGCCGUGACCUGCCAUUUGCUUCUUGCUGACGGGAUAGUUGAGGGGUCCGAGUUGCCUCUUGAACCGGCUCCGGUUUCCUGUUUCCAGGCAAAAUGCUGCCAUUUGUGUCAAAAUCAGUGUUUAAAAUCUAUUUUGUUUUUCAAAGGGAGCUGUUACGGCAUUCUCUCCAGAAUUUGAAAUUUAGUUUUGAUGUCCUCUACCUCCUGUGCUCUACACAUUAUGUUUUGUCAAUCUACAGGUUUUUAUCCUUUGUUUCUGCACAAGUGUUUCUCCCAGCUCUAGGAAAUGUCCCGGUGCUCUUCCUGUGUUUUCCUUGUACUGUUUCCUAGAGUCUUUUUUUGAAGAGAUGUGUUUGAAACCCUGA
Messenger RNA from Columba livia (rock pigeon), 4098 nucleotides. Its product is annotated as maestro heat-like repeat-containing protein family member 6. The record is from RefSeq and is a predicted model, not a curated record. The transcript has 13 exons. The coding region runs from base 667 to 3435 and encodes 922 amino acids. Gene Ontology annotation, cellular component: cytoplasm. Lineage: Eukaryota; Metazoa; Chordata; Aves; Columbiformes; Columbidae.